GGAGGGGUGGGUGCGCGGUGAGAGUGAAAGGAAAAGACGCGAAAGGAACUCCUGAGAUUAGGCAUCCCGGCUUACACUCCUCGAAACGUCCUAUGUAGUCUCUCACUCAAAUCUUUGAGAAAAUUAGAACUUUUGGGGAACCGUCUGGUCUCUCUACAACGCAAUUUAUCGAUUUGCUUGAAGGGUUAUGCGCGUCCCCAACACCAAGCAAGUGUUGGUUCUGAGUGGUCGGCCCCGCAUCUUUCAUUCACAGCUGCCGCAGCAGUAGCAAGGGUUGCUUUCGGCGGGCAGUAAGUUGAAGGUUCAAGGCUUUGUUAGUUACCAUUCGUUAUUCAAGAUGGCCAAACAGUGGAUGGGUUUCACAAUAUCUAUCGAUUGUGGUCCUAUGGGCAAGUUUCAAGGUGUUGUGACAGCUGUGGAAGCAGAGCCCCAAAGCGUAACUUUAAGCAGAGUUUUCCACAAUGGAAUACCUCAUACUUCACCGUCCAUUGUUAUCAGUGCACAUGACAUCAAAGAUCUCACAAUAAUUGCUGCACCCCAAGCUCAAAUUGAUCCCAUAGUGAAGCUUAAGAAACCUAUCCCCACUCGUCCUGAGCGUAAUGUGAACGAAGGGGUACAGAACUUCCAUUCACAGCCAGCUCCUCCUAGAGCGUUACAUCUGGCUGGCUCUGAUUUUGAUACGCAGAAGGCAGCUGCUCUAUUAGGUUGUGAGCAAGGAGCCCAUCAAUCAAAAAGCCAAGCUCUUCCCAAAAUUGGCAAUGGUCUGCCUUUGGAGCUAAAUGGUCUACAAGCAGCACUCUACGACGCAUUGAAAGUUAGCAACAGCAAUCAGGUUGUCUCAUCUGCCGCAGCUCCUGCUUCUCUACAUACCGCAGUUAAGUUGAGUGCUGCACAAACUGUGUCUCAGCGAGCUCUACAAUUGGGCAGACAGCAAUCUGCUCAAGCUGCUAGAGAAACACAAACUAUGGCCGCACCUCAUGGAGGGUUCAAAAUGACUGCAGCACUGAGCUCGAACGGACCAGCUUCUCCCCAGAAAGCAGGGCUGUUACAUUUCAACCAAGCUCCUUCUGUAGGGUCAGGAAGCAUGAAGCUAGGUGCUCAAGCACCCUUCCAAGCUGAGAGCCCAAUUUCUCCUCAGAAGGCCAGGCCAUUAAAUGAAUCGCAAGUAGCUCUUUCUUUUGGUUCUGGAUCUGGUGCUCAGGCAUUGAAGGCACCUAAACCAUCUCAAACUUCCUCUCUCAAGAACCUACUGCUGAAUGCUACAGAAGCACAUUCAUUAGGCUCAGCCACUCAAGCUCUUUUACGGGGAAACCAAACUCAAAUGUUGUCCCAAGGCGCUGUCGCUCUCCCUAGAUCUCAAGGAUCUCCCCAGAAGAAUGCUCAUAAAUAUCAGCAACAGGGAUUUCAAGCUGCUCUCAAUUCAUUGCAAGUGAAUACAGAUGGAUAUGCUUCUGGCUCGGGUGAUGGUAACCGCACUCCGAAUAAGAGGGACAGACUGCGUCAGCGGUGGCAGGCGCGGGAUGAGGCUUGCUUUGGAUCUCCUGCUAAUGAUCAAGAGUUUGAUGAAGAAUUUGAUUUUGAGAAGAAUCUGGCAUUAUUUGACAAACAAGCAGUUUAUGAUGAGAUUGCUGUUCAAAGACCUGAUCUCGUGCAACCUGCAAAUGAUCAGAGGAGGCAACAGAACUACAGGCAUGAUCAAAAUAUCUUAGUAAACAAUCGAAGAAUUCCUUCCAUCAUUGUUCCUAACCCGGGUUCAGCUGAAUAUGUAACAGAUGAAGGCCUCAUUAUUCCAAGUAUGAGACCAGAACUACUGAGGCAACUGCAUCAGAAAGCGCACGAUGUUGGAUUUACAUUUGACCGACAGUCUGAAGUCUUUGCCAGGUGUGCCACAGAAAUGUCCCUUCAGUUGUUAGGUGGCGCUCACAGGCUGAACCCUCACAACUCCCACCAAUGGCCCACUGUCAUUGUGAUGGUCGGCCCACACAGCCAGGGCGCUGCGGGAGUCAUGUGUGCCCGGCAGUUGGAAUGUCAAGGAGUGAGCACGGUGACUCUAGUGGUGAACGAGGCUGCUGCACCCCCACUCAUGAAGCGAGAGCUCAACUUCUACAAGUGUGGUGGUGCCCCCAUUGUCAACAACACUGAUCAACUGCCAGACACUGUGGAUUUAGUUAUCAUGGCUCUAGCUGGGCAUUUGCCAACGGACGUGUCCAACUCCUUGGAAUACGGAAAGGCAGCCUCCUGGGCCUGUAACAAGCGAGCCCCAGUUCUGGCACUUGAUCCUCCUCCUGUUGGAACUCCGGGCAUCAUCACGAAAUUCGCUCUAGCACCAACACUCCCUGUGACAUAUUCUCCACAAAAUGGUAAAGUGUAUCUCUGCAAUCUGGGUGUCCCGAUUGUUGUUUUUAAGGAAAUGGGUAUCAGGUAUCGUUCUCCAUUUGGCUCCAAAUUUGUCAUCCCAUUGCAUCCAAACGACGAGUAAUUUAAAAACUAUCUUGUUUUUCGAUUAAUUUCUGCAUCAUAGGCUGUAAUAUGGAUUGUAGCCACCAAACCAGCAUCAUUUGUGUAAUGAAACCUGACUUCUCAGGUAAUUGAUUUAACUUAUUCAGCACGUCAUACAAACAACCUUGACUAUGUCUUAUUUGUUAAUUAAUUUUUUAUUCAUAUGUUAUUGUACACAAUGGCUUCAUCUAGUCAUAUUUUUUUCCUUACUAAGAGACUGUUAAUAUGAAUUUUGAAAUCAUAAGAAUGGAACCUUGCACCUGCUUAAAUGUGAGUUGAUAACCUUCCCUUUCUUUUUGAAAGCAGUUUUCUCCCAUUUGUUUCCCCUUUCCCUCCUAUUUUACUUCAUGUGAUAUUGGAUUAGGUGUUAAAGUUCAUCUAAUACAUUACUGACUUAGUGCAAUGAGCAGACCUGUAAUAGAAACCUAGUAUAUUUGUAUAUUUGAAACAAUUAUAUUUUAUCCAGGAAAUUUAAUUUAGUGUGUUCUUUGGUAAUGUUUUGGAACUAUGAUUUCCUAUAAAAGUGCAAUAUGGAUUGAUAAAAUCUCUGAAUAUUUAUAUCUGUGAAUAUUUAUUUAGUAUAGGUGUAGGUAAUAGGCUAGUGAUCCUUGGCCAAAUUAAGUUCAAUCAUCUCUUAAUUUUUAAAUGAUUUUUCUGAAAUUUUUAAAAACCUUUUUCUUUGCCUGUUUUUCAUUUAUUAUUUUUUUUCAUGUCUAAUUUAUCAAAUACUGUACUGCAAGUACUUGUGCCUUUCAAAAUGUUGAUGUAGCCUGUAAAAUUUAAGAACUUGACAGAAUAGCACUGCUGUGGUUGCUCUUAUUUUAUUACUUGCCUGUAUUUUUCAUGCUGUUUGUGAAAUGUGUUGUUACUCGGUAUUUCCAGCUGUGUAGACAUUGAGAAGACAGGAAAUGCUAUUGCUACAUGUCUAAUGUGAAUUGGUUGUGGAUGUACAUACAGAUGUUGAAUUGGUUUAAGCACUUUUUGAAAGGUGGUGCAAGCAAGAAUAAUACCCACUUACAUUAAAUCACUUGGUCAAUAGUCUAAGAUAUUUCAAUAAGUGUCAUUCAUCUAUUUGGAUGUAGCAAUAGACUGCCUUCUUGAUUCUUGAGGCAUUGAAUCUGCGUUACGAACUCAUAUUGCGCGUUAGAAGAAAAAUGAACAAUAAUAAAAUAAAACAACUGGUGGAAA
Thrips palmi is the source of this 3687-nucleotide messenger RNA. It is a transcript of the gene Edc3, whose product is annotated as enhancer of mRNA-decapping protein 3. The coding region runs from base 338 to 2479 and encodes 713 amino acids. The record is from RefSeq and is a predicted model, not a curated record. Gene Ontology annotation, biological process: deadenylation-independent decapping of nuclear-transcribed mRNA; P-body assembly. NCBI's taxonomy places the organism in Eukaryota, Metazoa, Arthropoda, Insecta, Thysanoptera, Thripidae. Gene Ontology annotation, cellular component: P-body. The transcript is spliced from 9 exons. Gene Ontology annotation, molecular function: mRNA binding.